AUGAAGGUCAUUGAGGAAAUCAAAUAUUAAGUUGAAUUGGAAAUGAAGAAAAAAUUUGGAAAGUGUAUCGAAAAACGAUAUGCAAAAAUAACUGAUGACCUAAAAGAAGAAUGUAUAUAAAAUGUAAUAUAGAAAGGCAAAACAAUACGAGAAGUAUCCUAAUAAUUAUCAAUUAAUUAUUCAUCCGCCAAAUCUAUCUUAGCAAAUUAUAGAAAAUCUUAAAAUGGAAUAAAAGUAAAAUAUCACUUGGAACCAAGAUAAGUGAAAGUCAACGAUGAAUACGAUUGGAAAAAAUUUAAAAUUUAAACAUAUUGUGAAGACAGAUAAGUUAAUGAAUAUACUAUGGAUACAUUUGCUUAGAUAGUGAAACAACCCUCCAUAAAUAAUGCUAUCAACUGA
Molecule: messenger RNA, 399 nt
Organism: Paramecium tetraurelia
Lineage: Eukaryota; Ciliophora; Oligohymenophorea; Peniculida; Parameciidae
Exons: 2
Source: RefSeq, a predicted model, not a curated record